Molecule: messenger RNA, 877 nt
Organism: Oryza brachyantha (malo sina)
Lineage: Eukaryota; Viridiplantae; Streptophyta; Magnoliopsida; Poales; Poaceae
Exons: 3
Source: RefSeq, a predicted model, not a curated record
UCGCUUUUCGCCCGAUUUCAAAUCCUUCGCGCACGAAAGCGGCCGAAAAGUCUCGCCCCGUUCGUUCCAAACCGCGUCGUCGAGCGCGAGAAAGGAAGGCAGGAGGCGAGGAGAAUCAAGAAGGGGGAAACGGUGGAGAUCGCCGCGAGAUCCAUGGACAAGGUUGAGGCGGCGGCGACGGCGGAGGAGGAUGAGGAGGACGGUGAUGUCGCCGGGGAAGAGGCGGGUCCGUGGCCGGUGGAGGCCCUCCCGGAGCCCCCCGACGACGCCGGCCCCGUCGGGUGGCCCAUGCCGGAGUUCUGCCCUCUCACGAUCGACGGGGCCGUGAAGGAGUCGUUCUUGGAGGCCCUGCGGAAGGACGCGGAGGAGCAGGCGCUGCGGGACGCGGAGGCGCGGAGCCCGGAGUCGCGGCCGUCGAGCAGCAAGCGCCAGCGCGCCGGCACCGCCUCGCCGCCGCAGCCCUCGUCGUCCAGGAGCCCCUACCGCAACAUCCUGCAGGUGUUCCAGCAGUGCAAGCAGGACGUCGCUUGAGUGGAGGAAGACGACGACCUCCACUGGACCACUGCCAGGCGAGGAGAGAACAGUACAGGCCGCGACACCUCGGCUUAAUCUUUUUUCUCUCACUUCAUUACGAGAAAAUAAUGCUUGAUUACUUGCUUGCCGUGUAUGGAUCAAUCGAUUCAGUUCAGUUCAGUGAUAGUUUACCCUUAGCUCACAUGUAACAGAGUGGAUAGGAAGCCUAAUGCUUGUGUAAAGAUCAUAAGAUACAGCUAAAUUACGCCAUGGAAAAUUCAGAUUCGUUUGUAAUGAUAUCAAGAAAAAAUCAGAUACAUUUGUAUUGAUAUCUCUCCUAGUUAUUAGAUCUUACGCUCUCCGU